UUUAAUACCCAGCCUUGGGCCGCUAGUAGUCAAUCAAAGUCCAACCCCAGAAUCCCCCAGAGUACUUCCAAAUUGAACCUAGGGUUAGGGUUUAACAAAUUACAAAUUGGAGCUAGGGAGCUUCGAACAAUGGAGAGGGCGACAGCGGGCGGUUCAGGGACAGUGACGGCGAAGAGAAAGCCGGUGUUCGUAAAGGUGGACCAACUGCAGCCAAACACGAGCGGCCACACCCUCACGGUGAAGGUGGUGAGCUCGAAGCCGGUCAAGGUGACCAACAAGAACGGCGGCCGACCAUCGUUCUCGUCUCGCCCUCUCCAGCCCUCUCGUAUCGCCGAGUGCCUCGUUGGUGAUGAGACUGGGACCAUUCUCUUCACCGCUCGCAAUGACCAAGUUGACACAAUGAAGCCGGACACUACUGUGAUCCUGCGUAAUGCGAAGAUUGAUAUGUUCAAGGGAACUAUGAGGCUAGCAGUUGACAAAUGGGGACGUGUUGAAGUCACUGAACCAGCUGACUUCCAAGUUAAAGAGGAAAACAAUCUUUCUCUCGUUGAGUACGAAUUGGUUAACGUUGAAGAGUGACCGAUGGGUAUAUUGUGGGAGUGGAUACUAAUGAAUUAUCUGUGUUCCUAACCAUUACUGUUAGUAGGAUGCAACUAAUGUGUUUAGUUUGAGUCUUGAUAUUGCUGUGUUUAGUUAACCUAAGUGAGUUUCAGACGGUGAUAUGUUAUGAUUUGGAAGAACUAGACGUUGCUAGACUUGGAAUAUGGAACGCAAGAGUUUAUGGUCUUAGAUCGUAUUCAAUAUGAUCAUGCAUUUUGUA
Messenger RNA from Prunus mume (Japanese apricot), 820 nucleotides. RefSeq lists its product as uncharacterized. Lineage: Eukaryota; Viridiplantae; Streptophyta; Magnoliopsida; Rosales; Rosaceae. The record is from RefSeq and is a predicted model, not a curated record.